GGCUCAGUUAUAAAUAUAACUUCUACUGGUACUGGUACAUCGAGAUAUCUUCAAAUUUGAAGAAAGGUUGUGACGUAAUAAACACACACUUCAAUGUGCUAACUGAAAUUGCCGAGGUGUAAAAGACAGGUGUCAACGAGCCCCUGCCUGCUUAAUUUGGAAUGUUCACGCCAAGCUAAUUGCAGGACCCGCUAAGUUAAUGAUUCUAAUGAUUCUCAAUCAAGCAAUUUCAUGGCAUGACGCUAACCAGGGUGCAGUUUUCUUCAUGGCUCCCGUGAAACGACGGUCCACAAUAGCUGAAUGAAUAAGCUGAAACAAGGGCUCCUUUAUGACAAAUAGCGUAAGCCUCGUCACUUAUAGUUUCCAAAAGAAUGCUGGAUAUAACGGACAUUUCGACGGACCCGGGGAAGAAAGAGAAACAAAAAUUUUAAAGCAGCGUCCGAGAAAUACGAGCGGAGUAAGGCUGAUGAUAAUGAGCAACGGUCUUAGAUUAUAUUAACACGCAUCAUAACUUCACUAGGUGUAAUAAUAUCCAAGCGGAAAUACAUAUCAAUGAGGUUUCAGGAUGGCGCCGCUGCAUGUAUGAAGGAAAUGCUAGUUGUCGGUGUGGCAUUUUUGUUUUAACUAUGAACUGUAGAUAGGUCAAUGCAUUGGACGAGCAAAAUGGUGGAGCGUGUGAAACAACAGACAAGUUCACCAUGUUAAAACAACUGACCAGACUUCAACGAUGGAAAUAUGGUCGUCUUCUGCUUCUCGUCAUUUGCUUUAUCUUAUCAGGGAAUUUAUUAUUCCGAGGACUUACAUAUCAAGGCAUACCUUCAACGACGAUCCAGAAAGAGGGCGGUAUCAGAAAGGAAAGCCGCCUGAUAGAGAGCGGGUCACAUGACACGGGCCUAGUCGAUGAUGGCGAAUUCGCGCAUGCCCAGACGCUUGCCGGUGCUGUUUUCAAACAACACGCAAUGUCGGACGAACUACUUACAAAAGUCGUCGUUUCUGUACCUCAUUCCUUUUCUCCCACAACAGAACAAACUGUCGCCAAAAUGUUCUCCGACGACCUCAACGAAAACAUAUAUCACGGAAUCGCCCCGGCAAUCACGUGGGCGGACGACGAGAUUAUCGUGGUGCAACGUCUGUGGCUGGUGCAAUUUGAACACAGCGUGUACUACAAAACGGAGAAGCAACUGCGGAACACGUGGCACGAAAGUUAUUUCUACACCCAGAAAUUCAACAAAAACUACGAACCAACGACUAAAGGGGAGUUGAUGGGUAUCCCCGUCCCGUCUAACUCUCAGUUUGAUUACCGCUCCGACGGACCCAUGGACCCACGGCUGAUAUGGGUGAACGGGACACUAUACGUCAGCUUCCACAUCUGGAUCUGGGACGACAAAGACAAAGCCAGCAGAGGGCGCAUGCAUCUUUGGAACUGCCAGGAAAAUUCCAUUAAAAGAUUAAAUGUCAGGGAUUACGAUUUUCUAGUGGUUGAGAUUAACUGGGCGCCAUUGGAGAUCAACGGGUCGCUGUAUUAUAUAUACACUCUGGAUCCCUUUAGGGUGCUAAAAUGUGAGCCGUCCACGGGCGACUGUCAUUUUGUUGUGAAUGACAGUCCCGAUAACAACCGUUUUGAGUACAAUAGAGAACAUUUGCGCGGUGGGUCGCCAUUUUUAUUGUACAAAUGGCCUUAUUACAUAGGUAUGGCUCACUCUGUGAUCGUCUCUCAGACACCCAAAGAGAACUUUGGCAUAUACAACACGCACCUUGUCAUCAUAUCAGUUGAACCAACAUUCCGUAUAGUAUAUGUCAGCGCUCAAAUCCAGUUCAAGGAAAAAUUUCUGAACCAGUUUCCGAUUGCGCGCCCAUACGCGCAGAUGAGGCCUUUCGUUUUCCCGGUCGGUAUAAUAUUUAGAAACGAUGACGUCAUCGAUGUUGGUGCUCACUUGAACGACAAUAGUGGUUACGUCAUACGCUUGCGAGGGAUAAGAACGUUGGUGCGUGAUGCCAUUGCUUUAGACAAACACCAUGGACGUAGAAGUAGACCCUCGCCUUUAGUUGUCAACGGAUACGUGAGAUCACGGCUAAAGAGUGCAAAUCGAGAUAUGACGUUCAAAGGAGAAGAAUUUUACAAAGAUCUGGGCCACUAAAACUGUCGGCACUAAUUUCAAAACGAGCGAAUGGAAUGUUUGUGAUGCGUAUAAAUCCAGUAUUUACACUGUGGCAUUUUUUCACUGUCUCUUCUUUAAUGGUGAUGAAAGGUUAGCUGUUUCUUGAAGAAUAAAGUGUGUUCUGUUUAUGCCUUGGGGCGAAACGUCAAACCUCGUAGGUAAAAACAAGCUCAGCUUCUUCACAAACAAGUUUCUUUCUUGCCACUAUUCAUACUGUUAGUUUUUGUUUGAUGAGUUAUUUUUUUCUUUGCACAUUUGACACUGUCAGAGGAUUAUUAUUAUUAUUAUUAUUAUUAUUAUUAUUAUUAUUAUUUGUUUGUUUGUUUGUUUGUUUGUUUGAUUAAGAUGUGAAUUAUAUAUUUGAACAUAAGGAAGGUCAGUCGACAAAUUUCCAGUGGCAUUAAGAAAUCUCAUGUGAUAAUCUUACAAUUUAAAAGUAAGGUUACUUAAAAUAAUGGAUAUCGAAUGUAUCAUUUGAAAUACUUUACUAGCUGAAAGGUACAAGAUGAUCACUAAAUUUUGUUUGUUGAUUUGCUUGUGUUGACACAAUGAAGUAUAUGGCUACAUUUAGUUAAAUUAUGUAAUAAUAAAUCUCAAAUGCGCGUUGUUUGAAUUG
Molecule: messenger RNA, 2775 nt
Organism: Lingula anatina
Lineage: Eukaryota; Metazoa; Brachiopoda; Lingulata; Lingulida; Lingulidae
Source: RefSeq, a predicted model, not a curated record